Branchiostoma belcheri (Belcher's lancelet) is the source of this 1608-nucleotide messenger RNA. RefSeq names its product slit homolog 1 protein-like. The transcript has a single exon. The record is from RefSeq and is a predicted model, not a curated record. Gene Ontology annotation, molecular function: protein binding. Lineage: Eukaryota; Metazoa; Chordata; Leptocardii; Amphioxiformes; Branchiostomatidae. Bases 1 to 1608 code for a protein of 535 amino acids.
AUGCGAUACUCACGCAAAUGUGACAGAAAGUUAAAGUUUUCUUGCAAACUUUUCGUUCUGACUUUGACCUUCGUCGUUGUGAACUUAGUUCACACAUGUCAAUCAAAACGACUUGCAGACCUGAUUAAUUUAGGGUGUACCGUCAGAGACUUUUACAUUCCCAAUCUACUUAAAAUUCACUGCGACAACACUGGGUUGUACAGUAUCACUAAACUGUCACUAUCGCUGUUUGAGCUUUGGCUUCCGAAUAACCACUUGACGACUUUCCCGUGCAUGCAGCUGCCACAUCUGAGCAAGCUAGUCCUAACAAACAACAGCAUAACUCACUUCCCAUGGAACUGCUUGAAAGACAUGCAUCGGUUAAAUGUUUUAGAUCUUUCACGCAAUCGAAUUUUCUGCAUCAACUUAUUGCCUGUGAGAAGUUUCCAAAACAUUCUAACAAAAGUGGAUAUUUCCCAUAAUAAUAUAAGGACGUUGUCUUUGUGUGAUCUUGGGAUUGAUGUGAAAAACAAUACGUUUCCAUCGUUUGAGAUUACUUUGGGAGGAAACCCUUUCCAUUGUGACUGUGACAUAGCCUGGCUCAUCGACUUAACAAAGACAACCAAGAGAUGCCAGGAGGAAGUGUCGAUCUUUUGCCUGGACUUCCUUGAGAAAGAAACGUUGUCAUCAGGGAUGUACAACCAGCAGUCCCUUUUUCGUUGUCAAACGCCUUCUUCUGCAAUGGGCAUAGAGCUCUAUAAGUUGGACAUUUCAAAAUGUAUCUUCUGGAAAACGAUAGCACGAAAUGAUAGCCUAAAGCAUCUGCAAAAACCCUGUUCUCUUGACAAGCAUUGUUCUGCAAAUAGCGACAACCCUACAACCAUUGAAUCUAUCACAUUGCCAGCAACAACAACAACUGUCGGUUCCAAAAUAUUACAGACAGUUGAAAAUACGGAACUACAACAGAAUGAGCUGCACAAUAUAUCUCAAGAGAUAGGAGAUAUAUCUAACUAUACCAAGGCUAGCUUCAUGGCUACAUGGACUGAUACAAUCUCUUUCAGUCAAUUGGGGAAUUCAACGCCAGUGUCUACGCAAAAAUCAGAAGCGUAUAGCAUUAGUGUAACAAAAAUGGCAGAAACCAAACCAUCUCGAAAAGCCACAGAAGAGACAACAGGGUGGUUGUUGACUACCAUAGUUGUUGUUGUAGUUGUUGCUUUCUGUGGUGCAUUGUUUGGUGUAUAUCGGGCAAUAAUGAAGAAACAAGCUAGCGAAAAUGCACACAUAAACAACAUGGCGGCUGGUAUAGCUUUAAGAAGCAUCCGUAAAGGUGACAACUGUCAGAUUGACAAAGUUGAUGAUGAGGAAAAUGUGUAUGACACGAUACCAGACUCCGCCGAGCCGUAUGCGAAGUCGUAUACGUUCGAUGUACCCCAGUAUCAUAUUAGGGAUAGCUCGGUUACCAGAGGUCAGGCCACUGAUAGAGUCACUGACAAUGCAGGCUGUAACAAUGGUGUAAAAACCGGUUCGGAUGUCAAGAUGUAUGAAACUAUACCUGACAAGGCUGAGGCUUACUCACAGUCCUAUGUUUUUGAUGUACCCCAAUAUCACCUUGGUGAUGUGCCACUGUAA